Molecule: messenger RNA, 2186 nt
Organism: Musca domestica (house fly)
Lineage: Eukaryota; Metazoa; Arthropoda; Insecta; Diptera; Muscidae
Product: zinc finger protein 62 homolog
Exons: 3
Coding region: 136-2145 (669 amino acids)
Biological process (GO): regulation of transcription by RNA polymerase II
Cellular component (GO): nucleus
Molecular function (GO): DNA-binding transcription factor activity, RNA polymerase II-specific; RNA polymerase II transcription regulatory region sequence-specific DNA binding; zinc ion binding
Source: RefSeq, a predicted model, not a curated record
AGACACUACCCAGUUUUGUUUACAGCUUAGUUCUUUCGUUGCAUUCGCAGUGUGCAUUUGUAAAUUUUCAUACUUUUAUGUAAUCAAAAGUUGGAUUAUUCCUAGUCAGUUUUACUGCCAGUUUUAUCUAGAACGAUGUCUUUACUCAACGCAUGCCGUUUAUGCAAAAAUAUUUGCGACAAUUCUAUACGUCUAUUUGAUGAACUAGGUAGUUUCACAGAGCCUUAUCACACCACCAUUAAGUUUUUUCCACCAUCGUUUCUAGAAAUUGAAGACAACGAACCUGAUCCUUUCGCUGUCUUGUGUGAAGAAUGUUGGCAUCACAUUUUCACGUUUAAUAAUUUUCAAAAAAAUGUUAUAAUCGCAAAAGAGCAGUAUCUACAAAAUCUCGCUAAAGAAUGUACUAUUAGCGAUAAACAGCUUGUGGCAUCUGUCAUAUCAAUCGAUGACUGCAACCCUGAACCCCUGAACGAAGUUGAAGGAUGCAAUGCGGGGGCAGCUUUAAAAGACACACAAAUUAGACCCAGUUUGGAUGCACGUUCGGAUACAAUUUCAAUUGCCGGUACGUUAAAAGAUAGUUCAGAUGAGGAAGACCAAGAUCAACAAGAAACCCGCGAAGUGUCAAAUUAUGAUUGGCAAAAUUCGUUUUCCAGUUGGUCCGAAACCGAAUUACUUGCAAACGUUCAAAGUAGGAUCCGUCAAACCGAGUCGUGUGAUAUUCCCACAACCAGUGCACACAGCUUAGAGACGAAUAGACCGAAAAAGAAAAGAGCAAACGAAAAGGAGCUGGAUGAUAUUAUAUGUCAGUGGAUGCCAUCACUGGAGUGCCACAUUUGCAAGGAGAUUUUCACAACAUUUUCGCUACUGUCCAAUCACGUGGCCCAAAUUCAUCCUAAGGAGAAAAUUUCGGUUGAAUGUUGUGGUCGUGCAUUUCAUUUUCGUUGUCGAUUGGCCGCCCAUUGCCAAAUACAUAUCGAUCCGAAGCAUUAUCAAUGUGAGAAGUGCGGCCAGUGUUUCACAACGGAAAAUCGCAUGAUGAAUCACAUGCGGGUUGUUCAAUGUGAUAAUGGCAGGACUCGGCGAACCAAGCUGAUGUUAUCCCAGCAAAGGGAAAGCAACUGUAGCCAAACUGCCUGUUCGAUAGACGGUUCCAUAAUUGUGUUGGAUGAGGACAGUAGCGAUCUUCAGUCCAUAAAAUCCAAAGAGGGGGGAGAAAACUCAGUUUUAAACACCCCAGAGAACGGGCCUGAGAACGAAGAAAUCUAUGAAGAAUUUGAGGAAACAAAAUUUGUUAUGCAAAGUUCAAUUCCCAUCGUACCCGAGCUAGGACGAAAAAAUCACAGGACUUCCGAUGAACUUGAUGCCAUUAUAAGCCAAUGGAAGCCCAUUCUGGCUUGCAGAAUAUGCGGCGAAAAGUGUCCAACAUUCACCCUAUUAUCGCAUCACUUCAGCAAACAUCAUCCAGACACGAAAAUGUUUGUAGAAUGUUGCGGACAUAGAUAUCGUUUCCGUUGCCAAUUGGUGGACCAUGCCCAUGCCCAUCUUAAUCCCGAACUCUUUCAGUGUUUCAAGUGUCACAGUAGUUUUUCAACCAAGCAGGCACAACAAUAUCACACCAAAUAUGUCGAGUGUCUCAAAGGAAAUGUUCGCAAAACAGCCUCUAAAAAAAGGUUCAAGCGAGGAAAAACAAAAAAGUUUGCAGAUCUCAUGAUUACACACAGAUCUCACAAUCAAUCGAAUGUGCAUGUGUGUCGUAGUUGCAAGAAAUCAUUCAAACAUCGUUCUUCUUUGGUGCGUCACAUUACCAUGAGCUCUCCCUGUCGUGCUCAAUGUCCUUCGGGUGGACAAACGAAUCCACACCAAGAAAUCGAUGAUGCUGAAGAAAAGGACGAGAAGUACACGAACCGACGUGGUGGUAAAGCAAAAACUCACAUUUGUCGUAGUUGCAAAGCAAGAUUUCAACAUCGCUCCUCUUUGGUCCGACACAUCACAAUGAACGCAGCCUGCCAAGCUGGGAAUAUUGGCCUAAGAAGAAUCGAUCGAAAAUGCAUUAUUUGUUCGAAACAAUUUAAAUUUCGUUCUCGAAUGCUGCAUCACAUGAAGGUUAUUCAUGGCCAUUGUAAAACGGAAAAAACUGAUAAUUAAAAAACUUGUAAUGAAAUAAAAAUUGUUGCAUUUGAGAAGUA